This is a messenger RNA of Vicia villosa (hairy vetch), 5043 nucleotides long. RefSeq lists its product as uncharacterized. Gene Ontology annotation, molecular function: DNA helicase activity. The transcript has 8 exons. Lineage: Eukaryota; Viridiplantae; Streptophyta; Magnoliopsida; Fabales; Fabaceae. The record is from RefSeq and is a predicted model, not a curated record. Gene Ontology annotation, biological process: telomere maintenance; DNA repair. The coding region runs from base 1 to 5043 and encodes 1680 amino acids.
AUGGAAUCAGACGAUUGUGAGAGUAAGAAAGUUGCAGCAUUGGCAAGAAGAAGGAGAAAACAAAUUCUCAGUGAAAGAAGAUUUAAAAGAAGUAGAGUUGGUGAUAAAGUAUUGGAUUUUGAAGUAUGUUUCAGUAGGAACUAUGAUCCAUCCAUUGAAAACAUCAGAACACCACUUUCUAACAUCACUUCUUCGGUGAUUAAUCAAAGGAGUCAAAACUCGAAUACACAUCCAGCAGAGCUUCUAAGGUCAUCAGCAACGGGUAGAAACGUCAGUGUCAAUAAGUUUCAGAAUCAAAGGCAACGCAAUGCUUAUAAACUGAAGUCAAAUACGACAACACCCAAAGUUGGUUCAUGCAGCUCAAAUUCAACAUGUACUAUGGAUACCAUGUCCCCUAACCUGGUAGCUGCGACAUCAUAUCAUCGAACAAAGACAAUUAUUCAACCAAAUACGCCACGGCUGAGCAGACAACAUGCUUUCAAUUCUCCUGUUAGCCUCGAUACAAACACACCUUCAAGUGGUACAACAUCUUCCAAUGCUAAUCAAGUCUUCAAAAACGUUAAUACACUGCAAAGUGGACCAGUCGUUUCAUCCAGAAGACAAUUGAAUGUUGGUGCUAUUCAAUCUAUGGCCGCCAAUCUAUUCAAAAAAUUCUCAAAUAUUGAUCAUUAUGGUGAGUCUUCAUCCACAAGCAAUAUUCACCGCAACACAAGUGUUAAUAAAGAAGCAGAUGAAACCGUUGAAGAUGGAACAACGGAUGAUUCAAUAUCUGAUAGUGAUUGUGAGUUCAUAAAUGCAAAUCCUGACUAUGACACAGCAUCAACUCUUGAUGAUGAAGAAACUAUAGAACCAAACUAUGCGCCGCAAAACAUGAAAGAUUCUGGCUACUCUGAUAUCGGUGAUCCAAUUGUCGAAUGCAUACAUUGUGGAGCACUGAUGUGGUAUCAAGAGAAGCCAGACAAACGAAAACAUAGUGCUGUACCCAAAUUCCAAUUAUGUUGUGGAAAUGGUAAAGUUGUGUUGCCGCUUUUGAAUGAACCGCCACUGUUACUAAAGCAUCUAUUGUCUGAUGAUAAUGAUUCAGACUGUAUAAACUAUCAGCAGUAUUGCAGAUUGUACAACAUUAUGUUUACCUUUACGUCACCCGGAAUGAAGUUUGACAAUAGAUACCAAUCGGCAGGAGGACCGCCUAACAUAAGGAUACAUGGACAGACUUGCCAUAGAAUUGGGAGCAUGCUCCCUUUAGAUGGAGAAACACCAAAAUUUGCACAGCUUUAUAUUUAUGACACUGAUAAUGAAAUCCAUCAUAGAAUGGAAGGAAUAGGUCAUAAUCCUAAUGUGAAUCCAGAAACGGUUGGAAAAUUGAAACUUAUGCUUGAUGAGUUCAACACACAUGCUAAAACAUUUAGGAUGGCAGCAGAUCGACUAAAAGAUUCUCAUGUACCCGAUCUAAAAUUGAAAUUAAUCGCCGAUCGAUCCAAGGACGGAAGAGUUUAUAAUCAACCAACAGUUUCUGAAGUUGCCGCACUUAUCGUUGGUGAUGUUGAUACAGGAUCUAAGAGACAUAUUAUACUUGAGAGACAGAGUGGGAGGCUGAAAAGGAUAAGUGAGUUUCAUCCAAGUUAUCUUGCUUUACAAUAUCCACUUUUGUUUCCAUAUGGCGAAGAUGGUUUUAGAAUCGGUAUUCUACACAGGGAAACAAAAGCAAAGAAAAAGAAGAAUAAACUUACUAUCAGAGAAUGGCUUACGUUUCGGAUUCAAACCAAAACAGCCGAAGCACACACACUUUUGAUGUCCAGAAGGCUUUUUCAGCAAUUUUUGGUUGAUGGUUUCACCAUGAUGGAGUCUCAAAGGUUGAAUUACAUACGCAAGCACCAGAAAAAACUAAGAGUUUCAAAAUACAAUAAUUUGAACGGUCCAGAACAGAAUCAGAACACUCAAGGAGCAAACAAGGGUAAGAGGGUUGUUUUACCAUCAACUUAUGUUGGAAGUCGAAGAUACAUGGAGCAAUUGUAUUUUGAUGGAAUGGAUAUUUGUAGUCAUAUUGGUUUUCUUGACCUUUUUAUCACAUUUACAUGCAAUCCAAUGUGGCCCGAAGUUAAAAGACUGCUUCACCCAAUGAGGUUGCAGCCCCAUGAUCGUCCCGACAUUAUAUCAAGAGUUUUUAAAAUUAAGUUGGAUGAGUUGUUGUUUGAUUUGACUAAGAAGCAUGUCUUAGGGAGAGUGGUUGCAUAUAUAUACACCGUUGAGUUUCAAAAGAGGGGUUUACCACAUGCUCAUAUUUUGCUAUUCAUGCAUCCGCAAAGCAAGUAUCCCACUCCCGAGGAUAUAAACAACAUCAUUUCAGCAGAGAUACCAUCAAAAGAAGAUGAUGUGGAAUUGUAUAAUCUGGUGAAGAGACAUAUGAUUCACGGUCCGUGUGAUUUGCCUCAGACCGUAGUUGAUCAGGAUGGAUAUCCUGUGUACCGAAGGAGGGAUACUGGAAACACUGUUACGAUAAAAAACGUUGUUCUUGAUAACAGAUCUGUUGUUCCUCACAAUCCAUAUCUGUUGAAGAAAUUUCAAGCUCACAUUAAUAUGGAAUGGUGUAAUCAAGGUACUUCGGUUAAGUACUUAUUUAAAUAUAUAAACAAGGGGUAUGACAGGAUUACCGCUGCUGUCGUAGGAGACAACGACAGUCCUUUGACCGCUAAAAAUUUCGAUGAAAUCAAGCAGUAUCUUGAUUGUAGAUAUGUCUCACCAAGCGAAGCAUGUUGGCGAAUAUUUUCUUUUCCCAUUCAUGGAAGGUCUCCUACAGUAGAAAGAUUAUAUUUUCAUCUUGAGGGCGAUAAUUCGGUAUAUUAUACAGAUUACGAACUGAUAGAUGAGGUUCUUGAAAAACCAAGUGUGAAGGAAUCAAUGUUUACCGCUUGGAUGGAAGCAAACAAAACAUAUCCAGAGGCCAGAAAUCUGACCUACUCAAAUUUCCUCACUAAGUUUGUUUAUGAUAAAAGAUACCGACGAUGGAGACCGCGUAAGAGAGGGCACACCAUUGGAAGACUAAUAUGGGUUCCUCCAAGUACAGGUGAGCUGUAUUACCUGAGAAUGAUGCUGACUGUUGCAAAAGGGCCAACAUGUUACGAGGAUAUAAAAAAGGUCGGUGGAAUUGUUCGGGACAGUUUUAGGGAUGCAUGUUUUGAAAUGGGAUUUCUUAAUGAUGACAAGGAAUAUGUUGCAGCUAUUAACGAGGCCAAAGAUUGGGGUUCGGGACAUUUUUUGAGAAAGUUAUUCGUAACUAUGCUAUUGUCCGGUACAAUUAACAGACCGCGUCACGUUUGGCAAAAAACUUGGAAGAUGCUGUCCGACGGUAUUCUGCACCAACAAAGACAGUUAACUAAUAUAAAAGAUAUGCAGUUAACAGAAGCUGAGUUGAAAAACUUGACCCUCAUUGAGAUUGAGAAUAUGUUGCAAUCCAAUCGAAGAAGUUUGCACGAAUUCAAAGACAUGCCAAAUCCAGAUGCUUAUGUCACACGGCACGUUGGAAACCGACUGAUUUACGAAGAACAUGAUUAUAAUACUAAAACUGAGCGAGAAAACUUCAACAAUCUCUUUCGAGCCCUUACAGAUGAACAACGCUCAAUCUUUGAAAAAAUCAUGGAAGCUGUCGGAAAACAAAGAGGAGGGGUCUUUUUUUUACACGGUUAUGGAGGGACCGGUAAAACUUUCAUGUGGAGGACACUAUCAAGUGCACUUCGUUCGAAGAAAAAAAUUGUGUUUGUUGUUGCUUCAAGCGGUAUAGCUUCGUUGUUAUUACCAGGUGGACGAACUGCUCAUUCCAAGUUUAAAAUUCCUGUGCCAACACUUGACAACUCCACUUGCAAUAUUGACAAAAACACUGAACAUUCUCAAUUAUUCGAGGCAACGGACGUGAUAAUAUGGGAUGAAGCACCUAUGGCUCAUAAAAAUUAUUUUGAGGCAUUGGAUAGAACACUUAAAGACGUCAUGACCAAGAAGGGAUUUGGGAAUAAAAUCUUUGGCGGCAAAGUUGUUGUUUUUGGAGGAGACUUCAGACAGAUUCUUCCAGUUGUUCCGAGAGAAGCGCGUUCUGAUAGUGUUCAUGCAUCCAUAUGCUCCUCUUAUAUCUGGGACUAUUGCCAGGUUCUAACACUGACAAAAAACAUGAGACUUCAGCAGGGAAGCGAUAAUACAAGUUCUAAUGAAUUAGCGCAGUUCUCAAAAUGGAUUUUAAAUGUCGGUGAUGGUAAGAUAUCUGAACCAAAUGAUGGAUUGGUGGACAUAGAGAUUCCUCAAGAUUUAUUGAUUACCAAUUAUGAAGAUCCUAUCAAAGCUAUUGUUGAGAAUACAUAUCCCAAUUUGGUUAAUGUAUUCCAAGAUGUUGCAUAUCUACAAGGAAAAGCAAUUCUUGCCUCAACCAUUGAAGUUGUGGAUAAGAUCAAUCAUUAUGUAUUGGACCUUAUACCAGGUGAAGAGAAAGAGUAUCUUAGUUACGAUUCAAUCGAUAGAACUGACUCGAGUUAUACCGAAGCUUAUGAAGUGCUAACUCUAGAAUUUCUUAGCAAAUUAAGGACAUCAGGUUUACCAAAUCAUAUAAUCAAAUUGAAAGUUGGUACUCCCAUUAUGCUUAUGAGAAAUUUGGACCAGUCAGAUGGAUUGUGUAAUGGAACAAGAUUGAUUGUCACAAGGUUGGCCAAUCAUGUCAUUGAGGCAAAAAUUAUUUCUGGCAAGAACAUAGAUAACCUUUUUUACAUUCCUCGAAUGUCUAUGUCACCUUCAGAGUCACCGUGGCCAUUUAAGUUGAUUAGGAGACAAUUUCCAAUUAUUGUCUCUUACACAAUGACAAUUAAUAAGUCUCAAGGUCAGUCUCUUGAUAGUGUUGGUUUGUAUUUGCCUUCUCCCGUGUUUAGUCAUGGACAACUUUAUGUUGCAAUCUCAAGAGUUACUACAAAAAGUGGUCUUAAAAUCUUAAUACACGACAAAGAGAAUGUUCCGUGCUCCACUACCACAAAUGUUAUAUACAAGGAGGUUUUCCAAUCACUUUGUUAG